Dromiciops gliroides (monito del monte) is the source of this 1271-nucleotide messenger RNA. RefSeq names its product folate receptor alpha-like. Bases 104 to 856 code for a protein of 250 amino acids. The record is from RefSeq and is a predicted model, not a curated record. NCBI's taxonomy places the organism in Eukaryota, Metazoa, Chordata, Mammalia, Microbiotheria, Microbiotheriidae. Gene Ontology annotation, biological process: cell adhesion; sperm-egg recognition; fusion of sperm to egg plasma membrane involved in single fertilization. Gene Ontology annotation, cellular component: external side of plasma membrane. Gene Ontology annotation, molecular function: signaling receptor activity. The transcript is spliced from 5 exons.
GGGACAGGGGGCCAGAGCCAGAGCUGCCGCUGGAUCCUAAACAGGGCCUCUGAAGGUCUUCUGGCCGGCCAUUUUUUUCUGGAGGCUCCAGGUCCCUCAGACCAUGACUCAACUAGGAUGGGGGUUACUGUUCCUGAGCCUCAUGGCCAUGGCUGAAGGGCUUCAGAAGGGUAAUGAUCUGCUCAAUGUCUGCAUGGAUGCUAAGCACCACAAGUUCCAACCUGGCCAAGAAGAUAACCUUCAUAACCAGUGUAGCCCAUGGAAGAAGAGAGCCUGCUGCACAGCAAACACCAGUGUUGCUGCCCAUGAAGACACCUCCUCCCUGUACAGCUUCAACUAUAACCACUGUGGGAUGAUGACCCCAGCCUGCAAACGCCACUUUAUCCAGGACACGUGUCUCUAUGAGUGCUCCCCCAACCUAGGACCCUGGAUCCAGCCGGUAUCCUCAAGUUGGAGGAAGGAACGGAUUCUGAAUGUUCCCCUGUGCAAGGAGGAUUGUAACCAGUGGUGGGAGGACUGCCAAACCUCCUAUACCUGCAAAGAGAACUGGCACAAAGGUUGGAAUUGGACUUCAGGGAUUAACGAGUGCCCAGUUAAGGCUGCCUGCCACCCUUUCACCUUUUACUUCCCAACACCAGCCUCCCUAUGUGAGAAUAUUUGGAGUCAUUCUUAUAAAGCAAGUUCUUUUGGCCGGGGCAGUGGCAAAUGUAUCCAGAUGUGGUUUGACCCAGCCCAGGGAAACCCCAAUGAAGCUGUGGCUAAAUACUAUGCUUUUGGCUCUGCCCCAGGCAUCUUCAGUUGGAAGGCCACUUUCCCCUUCUUGAUUUGGACACUGCUGUUGCUUCUCUGGGCUUAACCCUCAUCAGCAAAGAAAUCUCACCAAUCUACAUGUAAAUCCAUAGCCAAAAUUACUCCCAGUGUGAGACCCUUGGACUCCAGCUUCCAGCCUGACAGCCUGGCUCUCCUGAAACCCUGGCUUCCUCCCAUCUGGAUUCUUCCCCCUCAGACCUGAUCUGGAAACCUCCAACCCCCUACACAAUGGAUUUCACAGAUCCCACACCACUACUGAGUGGGGCAGGGAGAGGGGGUGCCUUCCUUUCUCCCCACUUUUAAGUGAUUCCAGGUCCAGUCUCCUUCUUUUCUUUAGGGGAAGUUAAAUAUUGUUUCUGCCCUCUCUAAAGUGAAAUCCUCCUUAAUACUACUCCUUUCAAGUAGGGAUUAUUUCAUUGAUUAUAUUUGUAAACCUAGUACCUGGUCCAUAUAUGUUUAAU